Messenger RNA from Eutrema salsugineum, 495 nucleotides. Its product is annotated as 40S ribosomal protein S23-2. NCBI's taxonomy places the organism in Eukaryota, Viridiplantae, Streptophyta, Magnoliopsida, Brassicales, Brassicaceae. Bases 126 to 449 code for a protein of 107 amino acids. The record is from RefSeq and is a predicted model, not a curated record. The transcript has 4 exons. Gene Ontology annotation, molecular function: structural constituent of ribosome. Gene Ontology annotation, biological process: translation. Gene Ontology annotation, cellular component: ribosome; cytosolic small ribosomal subunit.
UCUACCCUAAGCGUAGGAGUCACUGCCUUCACUGGGAUUAGGGUUUUCACUGCCGCUUUAAAGCUAUCUCCUCUUGCUUGCUGCAGAUACCUCUUUGCCGUUGAUCUUCUCCUUCAUCUACAAACAUGGGUAAGACAAGGGUUAUGGGAGCUGGGCGCAAGCUCAAGAGACUUCGGAUUAACCAGAGGUCGGCUGACAAGCAGUACAAGAAGUCUCACCUUGGAAAUGAAUGGAAGAAGCCUUUUGCUGGUUCAUCUCACGCCAAAGGAAUCGUCCUCGAGAAAAUCGGUAUUCAGGCUAAGCAGCCAAACUCUGCUAUCCGUAAGUGUGCCAGAGUUCUCUCUGCUGAGCUCAAGCUCGCCGGUGCUACCAGACAUCUCAGGGGCGAUUUCAUUGCCGCAGCUGGUUCCCUCCUCGUUGCCGGAUUUCUCGUUGGUCGCCGGCACUAAAUGAUGUGUGGCAGGGCUGGUCGGCCUCCAUUUGAUGACACGGGAA